Messenger RNA from Trypanosoma conorhini, 852 nucleotides. RefSeq lists its product as uncharacterized. Gene Ontology annotation, biological process: intracellular manganese ion homeostasis. Gene Ontology annotation, molecular function: iron ion transmembrane transporter activity; manganese ion transmembrane transporter activity. The coding region runs from base 1 to 852 and encodes 283 amino acids. The transcript has a single exon. The record is from RefSeq and is a predicted model, not a curated record. Gene Ontology annotation, cellular component: membrane. Lineage: Eukaryota; Euglenozoa; Kinetoplastea; Trypanosomatida; Trypanosomatidae.
AUGGAGUCAAAGAGGCUAGAUGUGAAGAAAUCUGUGGACUACAAGAGCACCUCUAGGGCGAGGUUGGCCUUUCAAAGGGGGGACUUGGAAAUGUCUCGGCUUGAGCACUCAAAGCCGCUUCCCCACACCGAGUUUCACAGCUCUGCCGCCACCGACUACAUCAAGUCGGUUGUGUUCGGCGGCCUCGAUGGCAUAAUGACGACCUUUGCGAUUGUUGCUGCGGCCGUUGGUAGCAACAACAGUUACGCGACAAUCCUUGUCUUUGGGUUUUCCAACGUCAUUGCCGACGGGUUUUCAAUGGGCUUUGGGGAGUACGUCUCGAGGGAGGCGGAGCGGGAGAAUGCCCGGGCUGAGCGUCGCCGAGAGGAGUGGGAGGUGGAGAAUGCCUUUGACCUGGAGGUAGACGAAAUGGUUCAAAUAUAUGAGGCAAAGGGCCUCUCGCACGAGGACGCCACAACAAUUGUAAGCAUCAUUUCCAAGGACCCAAAGCUUUUUGUGGAUUUCAUGAUGACGGAGGAGCUCGGACUGCUGUUAGACCUCGACGACGCACACAGCCCAAAGAAACAAGGCCUCGUCAUGUUCAUCUCUUUCCUCUUGUUCGGUGCCAUCCCGCUGCUGGCGUACCUUCCCGGGAAAGGCAAAGGCGUGGAUGUCGUCUUUGCGAUCUCGUGCAUCCUGGCGACCGUCGCCCUUCUUGUCCUUGGGUCACUGAAGGGGUACUUAACCGGCGUCGGCAUCUGCUGUUCCGCCGCACUGAUGGUGAUUAAUGGCAUUAUCAGCGGCCUCGUCAGCUACUUUGUCGGCAUGGCGAUCGAAUCCCUUCUCCGUGCGGAGUUUCUUGACACAGCAUAG